AUGCUGUUUUGUCUAUCAGCUGCUUGUGCAAAAAAUGUUAGCAUUAUUGUAACUUGUGUUGAGUAUGAAAAACUAUACCUUUUAUUUAGUAUGAAAAAACUUAAUAGCAAAGAUCGAGAAAGACUUCAAAAAUCUUAUCAGUCAAAUGAAUCUGAUGAAGGUGAUGAACAGGAAUCUUAUGAGUUUGAUGAAUUUGAUGAUAACAAUAAUGAGGAAGGAGUCAA
Scutellospora calospora is the source of this 224-nucleotide messenger RNA. NCBI's taxonomy places the organism in Eukaryota, Fungi, Glomeromycota, Glomeromycetes, Diversisporales, Gigasporaceae. The record is from the annotation of a GenBank genome assembly.